AUGAAAUUUACUGCCGCUAGAUAUAACAUUGACUAUUAUUAUAUUUGGAUUAUACAUGGAAACGAGAAUUGUUAUGAAGAAUUGAUUGCACAUUUGCACUCUGUUUCUGCUGCUGUAAUAGUCAGUUAUAUUUGGAUAGAAGAUUUGAAACUCGGUUCAAAUCGAAUUGAAUAUUUAUUCGAUCACAUGAUACCAAGAGUACUGACAAAGAAAGAAAAGUGGAGAAAAGUGGAGUCAUUCCGAUGCGUCUGGAACAAUUGUGGCAAAUUGUGUAUUUCACAAAAGCAGUUAAACCGUCAUCAGCGUGAAAUACAUUUUCAACCAGUCCAGGAACUAAACCAAACGGACGAAGAGGAGUCCGUCGCCGACGGUUGUGCAGAAUUGUUUGCUUCAAAAAAACAGUCAAGCCAACAUCAAAAUCAACCGACAGCAAUUCAAGAAGUACAAGAACCGAACGAACAGUCAUCGGAAGAAUCGCAGCCAUUUAUUUCAAAAGUCAGAAAACAAUUUCAAUGUGAUCAUAUUUAUUGCACCGAAUCAUUCAGCUCUAAUAAAGAAUUAAAACGUCAUAGAUCAACAGCUAAUCAUUCGACUAAUCGACAGACCAUUAGUCAGGAGCAUCUGAUGACCGCGACUGUUGAUCAACAGGUUGAACAAGAAAAGGAACCUGUAGGCUCAAGGCAAUUUGAAAAAAUGAAUUACCAACCAAAUGAUAGUGUGACAGAAGGCUUUGCUACACCAUUUGAUCAUUACUUUGACGAAUAUUGUUCACCGUUUCCUGAUCUAGAAAUACCAUUUGGCUCAAAAGGCUGCUUUUUCUCAGUCUCAAAUUGGACAACAAAAGUCGUCUAUGUUAAUCCACCAUUUGAUGAAACACUGAUGACGUGCGCUUUCAACAGGAUAUACGAACAAAUUAGAAAUGAUGAAACAAGACGAAAAUACAUUUUUACGCUACCUGACUGGAAAGACUUUACUGCGCUGAAUACCUUAAAACAGUGCAUAUGGAUAAAUGAGAUUAAAACCUAUAGAAAAGGUCAAUUAUAUUUUAUAAGUUAUUAUGGAGAUUGUAUAAAAGAAAUAUCGCCAUGUGAUAUAGCAGAAAUUACACUGAUGAAUGAUUAG
Didymodactylos carnosus is the source of this 1122-nucleotide messenger RNA. Lineage: Eukaryota; Metazoa; Rotifera; Eurotatoria; Philodinida; Philodinidae. The record is from the annotation of a GenBank genome assembly.